CCGCGCGCCCCGGCCGGCCGGCCCGGGAGGGCGGCGGCGCCUUUGUUGAGGCCGGGCCGCCGCGGCCUUUGUCUGCAGAUGGUGGACGCCGGCGGCCGCGCCGCCGCGGACGGCUGGAGGAGGAUGGAAGCCCCGCCGGACGGCACCGACCUGGUGCCGCUGGACCGCUACGACGCGGCGCGGGCCAAGAUCGCCGCCAACCUGCAGUGGAUCUGCGCGAAGGCCUACGGCCUAGACAACAUCCCUGAGGAUCUCAGAGACCCUUUUUACAUCGACCAGUAUGAGCAGGAGCACAUUAAGCCGCCUGUUAUCAAGCUUCUCCUGUCCAGCGAGCUGUACUGCCGGGUAUGCAGUCUCAUCCUGAAAGGGGACCAGGCAGCCACCUUACAAGGACACCAGUCCGUCAUCCAGGCCCUGUCCCGAAAGGGCCUAUAUGUGAUAGAGAGCGACGACACCCCUGUGACAGAUGAGGACCUGGGCCACGCGCCAAUAAAGAUGAGUGCCCACAUGGCGAUGGUGGAUGCCCUGAUGAUGGCCUACACAGUGGAGAUGAUCAGCAUUGAGAAGGUGGUGGCCAGUGUUAAACGCUUCUCUACAUUCAGCGCCUCGAAGGAACUUCCGUACGACCUUGAGGAUGCCAUGGUGUUCUGGAUCAACAAGGUAAACCUUAAAAUGAGAGAGAUAACAGAGAAAGAAGUUAAAUUGAAACAGCAGUUACUGGAAAGUCCAGCUCAUCAAAAGCCUGGCCUGGCGCAUGCUGUGGUGCACUGCAUGCUGGAACCCGUGGACUUUGCACGUGUGGUCCGCUAUCGGCGAGAGCACCCUUCUGCUAGGCAGUCACCCUACUUCCCGUUGUUGGAGGACUUGAUGAGAGACGGCAGUGAUGGCGCUGCUCUCUUAGCGGUGGUUCACUAUUACUGCCCAGAGCAGAUGAAACUGGAUGAUAUCUGCCUAAAGGAGGUGCCCUCUAUGGCCGACAGCCUGUAUAACAUCCGGCUCCUGCGCGAAUUUUCCAGUGAGCAUCUGAACAAGUGCUUCUAUCUCACCCUGGAGGACAUGCUGUACGCGCCUCCCGUGCUGAAGCCAAAUGUCAUGGUUUUUAUUGCCGAGCUCUUCUGGUGGUUCGAGAAUGUCAAGCCGGAUUUUGUUCAGCCCAGGGAUGUCCAGGAGCUGAAGGAUGCUAAAACAGUGUUACAGCAGAAGUGCACCCGGCCUCCUGUCCCUAUCUCCAACGCGACCAAACGCAGCUUUCUGGGCAGCCCCGCCGUCAUGAGCCCCGCUGACCUGCCGGCACCCAGCCAGCCUGUGGUGGAAGGUGGGCACCGGUACCUCCUCCACCCUGAAGAGCCCGAGUACCUUGGGAAAGGAACUUCCGCCUUUAGCUCUUCCCACCCUCUAUUGCCACUGAGGCAGAAGCAGCAAAAAGCGGCACAGGCAGAGGACACCCCGGAUCAGCGGCAUCGGUCUAACUCUUUAACCCGAGUCGAUGGUCAGCCUCGAGGCACAGCGAUAGCAUGGCCAGACAAGAAAAACAGGCCUGUGUCCCAGCCAACACCUUUUGCUCUCCACCAUGCUACAAGCUGUGACGUGGACCCCAGCUCCGGUGACAGCAUCAGCUUGGCCCGUUCCAUCAGCAAAGACAGCCUGGCAUCCAACAUCAUCCACCUGACCCCACACAACCAGCCUGACCCUGCUGCUGGCAAGAGCGAUGGAAGGAGUCUCCUGAGCAAUGUCAACAUGGACGAUGAGGAGGAGGAGCUGGUGGCCAUCAUCAGGACGGAUGUGUCUCCCCAAGGUGGUGACCCGGAGGCCCCGCGGGCCUCGCCUCGGGCGCUAGGCCUGAUGGCCACUGCCAGGUCUCCCCCGAGGCCGGCAGACACCUUGGAGAGUAAGUCCGAUAGUUUCUUCCUAGAGCCUCUGAUGCCAGCAGUGCUGAGGCCAGCGAAAGAGAAGCAGGUGACUACGAAAGAGGACGAACGUGGGGAAGGGAGGCCCCGGGGGGCCCCAGCCAAGAGGGCUGUCGAGGGCACCCAGCCUCUGGUGCGGAAGAAAGCGGCCAGCAGCCACGGCGGUCGUGACUUGAACAGGACUUUCACCCCGAUUCCUUGUUCAGAACUUACUGCGAGCGUCGACCCCACUGAGGAGGGAUCACGGUUAUCAGAAGCCACAGGAGAAGUGCAUGGGGGGCCUGUGACUGCUGGUGGAUUCGAUCCUUUCCCUCAGAGGCAGGCUGAUGGCUUCUUCCUUCAUGUAGGCAGGACUGACGAGGACACAGAGGGGAGGUUAUACGUGAGCUCCCAGAGCCCCAGCUCCCACGACUCAGAGCCGUGGACGAUCUUGAGGCAGGACUCGGACUCUGAUGUGGUGGAUGUGGAUGAUGCUGAGCAGGAGUUCCUGGGGGAGGACCGCGCUGUUCUGCUUCCCAGAUACACUGGUGAGGAAGAAUCGGCCAAGCUGCAAGAGGAUAUGAAGGUAAAGGAACACGAAGAUAAGGACGACGCCAGCGGCCGCUCGAGCCCGUGUCUGAGCACGACCUCUCAGCUCAGCAGCAUGUCUGUGGCAAGCGGCAGCGUGAAGAUGACCAGCUUCGCGGAGCGCAAGCUCCAGCGCCUCAACAGCAGCGAGACCAAGUCCAGCACCAGCAGCUCCCAGAAGACCACGCCGGACGCGUCGGAGAGCUGCCCGGCGCCUCUGACGACCUGGAGGCAGAAGAGGGAGCAGAGCCCCACUCGGCACAACAAGGACCCUGCCAGCCUGCUGGCAUCCGAGCUGGUCCAGCUGCACAUGCAGCUGGAGGAGAAGCGCAGAGCCAUCGAAACCCAGAAGAAGAAGAUGGAGGCGCUGUCGGCACGACAGCGCCUGAAGCUGGGCAAGGCUGCCUUUCUGCACGUGGUGAAGAAGGGCAAGGCCGACGGCACCCCGCAGCCCCUGCGGCCCGAGCACUUCACCAAGGAGUACACGCAGCACAAUGGCGAGGACGUGGGUGACACGGUGGCUAACGCGGAAGGCUUUCUCAAGGAAGAGCAGAGAGAUGCCAGUGAGGGCCCAGAUGUGGACAGAGAAAGCUUGACCUUGGCCCAGCUUCAUAAGCCCAAAGACCCCUCGGCUCUGCCUGAUGUAGAGAUGCACAGGGCGCUCUCUGCUGCUCUCCUCGAGGACAGUGUGGAGGAGGAGAUGGUGGUGGACGUGAGCGAGGGUGACCUGUCCAUCGAGAAGCUGAGCGAGACCAUCAGCACGCUGCAGCAGGCCAUACUGAAGAUCUCCCAGCAGCAGCAGCAGCUCCUCCUGAAGUCCCCGGCGGUGCCCAUGCCAGGCUCCAAAAAUCACUCCCAGGACCAAAAAGUAAAGGCCCCUGUCCACUUCGUUGAGCCCCUGUCCCCCACCGGAGUGACUGGCCACCGCAAACCACCCCGGCUCGGCCAGGGCCGGAACUCACGUUCGGGAAGGCCAGCUGAGCUGAAGGUUCCAAAAGACAGGCAGCCGGGCUCCUCCCGGAGCAAAACCCCAACACCCAGUGUGGAGACGCUCCCACACCUGCGAUCUUUUCCUCCAAGCAACCACCCACGGACGCCCUCUGACCCAGGUGUGGACAGUGUCACAGACUCUGGUGGGAACCCCUCUGAGAAGCAUCUCUUUGACAGUUACAGGCUCCACGAUGAAAGCAACCAGCGGGCAUUGGUUCUGCCCUCCUCGAGAGAUGCUAAUGUGCUCUCGGAGCAGGGGACCUGCCAGGAGAGCUUGGACCCAAGCGUGAAAGAGGCGGGGCUCAGUGUCUCGGCCAUCUCGGGCAAAGAGAAUGUCCUUGUGGAAGAGCCCCUGAAGAGCAAGGCCAGCCUCAUCGAAGUGGACCUUUCGGACCUGAAGGCCCCCGAUGAGGAUGGUGAGCUGACGGGCCACGAGAGCUCUGUGGUGCUCAUCGGCGACGGCGACCAGAAGCCUGUGGUUGGCUUCUUCUUCAAGGACGAGCAGAAAGCAGAGGAUGAGCUGGCCAAGAAGCGGGCGGCCUUCCUCCUGAAGCAGCAGCGGAAGGCCGAGGAGGCCCGCGCUCGCAAGCAGCAGCUGGAGGCUGAAGUGGAGCUGAAGCGUGACGAGGCCAGGCGUAAGGCAGAAGAAGACCGAAUACGGAAGGAGGAGGAGAAGGCCCGGCGGGAGCUCAUCAAGCAGGAGUACCUGAGGAGGAAGCAGCAGCAGAUCUUAGAGGAGCAAGGACUUGGCAAACCGGCCAAGUCCAAGCCCAAAAAGCCAAGGCCGAAGUCUGUGCAUCGAGAAGAAUCCUGCAGUGACUCAGGAACCAAGUGCCCCUCCACCCCCGAUAACUUGAGCCAGACUCAUUCCGGCUCCAGCCUGUCCCUGGCCUCUGCAGCUACUACGGAGCCUGAGAGCGUUCACUCGGGGGGCGCCCCUUCGCAUCGAGUGGAGUCCUUGGAAGCCCUGCCCAUCCUGAGCCGCAACCCGAGCAGGAGCACAGACCGAGACUGGGAGACGGCGUCUGCAGCUUCCUCCCUGGCCUCCGUGGCUGAGUACACAGGUCCUAAGCUCUUUAAGGAACCCAGUAGCAAAUCAAACAAGCCAAUUAUUCAUAAUGCUAUAUCCCACUGCUGUCUAGCUGGAAAAGUGAAUGAACCUCACAAGAACUCCAUAUUGGAGGAGCUGGAGAAGUGUGAUGCCAACCACUACAUCAUCCUGUUCCGCGACGCCGGCUGCCAGUUCAGGGCGCUUUAUUGCUAUUACCCCGACACCGAGGACAUCUACAAACUCACCGGCACGGGGCCAAAGAGCAUCACCAAAAAGAUGAUUGACAAGCUAUACAAAUAUAGCUCAGACCGAAAACAGUUUAACCUAAUCCCAGCCAAGACCAUGUCUGUCAGUGUGGACGCACUCACGAUCCAUAACCACCUGUGGCAGCCCAAGCGGCCCGCAGUGCCAAAGAAGACCCAGACUCGAAAGUGACGCAGCUACAGGCGCCUGUGGGGACAUGCCGAUGGCAUCGUAUUUAUUAUUCUCAUCCUUGGGUACGAAGUGUGCAGAGUCACAGACCUGUUUGACCAGAAGCCCUUCCUUCCUCUCCCCGCCCUCCCUGGCAGGGCUGUGGGGCAGGGAAUGGGGGGGCAGACACGGGCUCCAGUGGGUGGCCAUGCGUGCCCUGCUGCUGGGAGGCCUCGGCUGAGGGCCGCAGGGCAGCAUGGUCCUGGGCCUCCUCUCCCCUACUUGAAUUCUUCAGGAUAAGAUAAUGUGAUCUGCUCUCUGCGCACCCCCCCUUCCCUCCCCCGCCCCGCGCACCCUGUUUGCACAUUGCCCGGCGCCCCACGUUGGCUCCUCAUUGGCCAGCUGCGUCAUUGGUGAUUGCAGGGCCAGGGCCUCCUCUUGGGUCAGAGUGUUUGAAUGUCUUCGUAAAAGGAGUUCUUAUGGAAAACCUUUUUCAUUUGAAAUUGUAUGAUAUUUAUUGACUGUGUCUACUGCCAACCUUUAUAAACACUCCUAAGAUUUCUGAAAAAAAUCCUUGUUCCUUGCUGCUCAGAAAAAGUUUACCGAAAAUAUGAGUUCACUAAAGGCACUGAAAUCUGAAAAGUCUGUCUUCUGUUAAAAUAACGUUUACAGAUGUGGAGAUGAUUUUUGUGGCACGCGGUCGUGGGGCGGCGGGGGGUGGCAAGCAGGCACUGACUUCCUUCUGUGCCAGCGGCGGCCAGCCAUGGCUACCACAGGUGGCGGUUGCCGGCGUUAAUAAAGGCAGGUUUGGGUUCCACAGUGCAUUUCGCUGGGCGGGCUCUCGAGAGUCGCUGUCAUGGGAGCGGGUCCCUUGGUGGUGCAAGUGUGUGCAAAGUGCUGCUGAGCACGCAGCCUCAGGUGAGCUUGGUCAUUUUGUUCUGCUGCCGCUUUAGGAGCCGUUGCGUGGCUGCCCGCAGCUAUCCCCAAAACUCCACGGGAACGCCACGUGGGUUCCCACAGUUGGCUGGCACCCCAGCACAGACAUUCACAGGGAACUGGACGCCCCGCCAUGGCCAAGCCACCAGCGAUGGACCAGCCGCUGAGGGCCCAGAGCCACUGAGCCUAGUUUUGCACACGCCUUUUUGGGAAUGUUACUUGAAUCUCUCUCGAACUGCAGAAAAAUGGAUGAUAAUAGAAAAAGUUAAACAAGUGUCACUGUUGAUGUUGGGUAGACAGACAGGGAGCACAGUGCAGAGCGCUGCCGGGAGCCAGGCCCCCCGUGCACACUGCGUAUUUCCUGUCAGGAGUGACGCUGUGCCGCCGCGGGUGCGCCUCUCCCGUGCUGAGCAUUAAAGUCGGUGACGUCACCACGCUCUCCAUACGUGCGCUUCAUUUCUCACUGUGUGCUUGAUGUAUGUCACCUAUUUAUUUUGACGAAGCACUGACUCAUAAUAAAGUAAUGACCUGCCUCGCUUCAUGUCA
Dipodomys spectabilis (banner-tailed kangaroo rat) is the source of this 6408-nucleotide messenger RNA. It is a transcript of the gene Camsap1, whose product is annotated as calmodulin regulated spectrin associated protein 1. Gene Ontology annotation, molecular function: calmodulin binding; microtubule minus-end binding; spectrin binding. The record is from RefSeq and is a predicted model, not a curated record. Gene Ontology annotation, cellular component: microtubule minus-end. NCBI's taxonomy places the organism in Eukaryota, Metazoa, Chordata, Mammalia, Rodentia, Heteromyidae. The transcript is spliced from 18 exons. The coding region runs from base 79 to 4950 and encodes 1623 amino acids. Gene Ontology annotation, biological process: neuron projection development; negative regulation of microtubule depolymerization; cytoplasmic microtubule organization.